AUGGGUGUUUCAAGACGUAUGCAGAAGCAGGGCAUGCCCGAUCGGCUCGAUGAAGCACAUUUCACCAGCUUAAAACGGAAAGCUGGAAUGUCUGUAACAGAAUCCAGAGCAGAAUCAAUGCAAUAUGCCCCCGAUCCUCAUAAAAAACGACGAACUUCAGACAAAAAGUCCAAUGGAGCUACCAAUGGCAAGAAAAACUCCGCGGCGCAAAGCACAACCAAGGAAAAAUCUUCCAGGUCUAAAAAGGUUGCUCCUGCACCACUACCCAUGUCAGAUGAAGAGAUGGAAGAUGGCGACUCCGAUGCGGCGGAUCUUAUGAACGACGAAUUCGAUGAUUUGGAUGUUUCAGAUGAUGACGGACCUGGUCUCCCAGAUGACUUCCUUGGCUCGGACAGUGGAAGUGAUGUGUAUGAUUCGGAUGAUGAUCACCCAAAAGCAAUGUUCUCCGAGGAUGAGGAUGAGUCCGACGCCGAAGAAAAGCUUACUGCUGCGAAUAUUGCAGGAUUGUCGAGAAAAUUAGAUGAGCAACAGGCAGAGGAGGCAGCGGAGGCACAGGCCGAGUUGGAAGAAGCUGCCAUGCAAACGAAUAUCGCUGGAGAUAGGCCCCAUAUUUUUGACAGUGACGAUGAAGAGGGAGAAGGACCCAAGACCAAUACUUUAUUGGCUCCUGAUCUACAACUUCUUCGAUCUCGAAUCAAUGAUACUAUCCGAGUCUUAGAUGACUUCUCGAAACUUUCGGAGGAGGGUAGAUCAAGAGCUGAGUAUACGGCUCAAUUGAUCAAAGAUAUUUGCGCAUAUUAUGGUUACUCGGAAUUCUUAGCAGAAAAACUCUUCAACUUAUUCCCACCCAAGGAAGCUUAUGCAUUUUUCGAGGCCAACGAAACUCCAAGGCCGGUCGUCAUCCGAACAAACACUUUACGUACACAUCGAAGAGACCUUGCACAGGCAUUGAUCAACCGCGGGGUAGUCCUAGAACCGGUAGGAAAAUGGUCCAAAGUUGGUCUGCAAAUUUUCGAAAGUGCUGUACCACUUGGUGCCACGCCGGAAUACCUUGCCGGACAUUACAUCUUACAAGCUGCGUCUUCUUUCCUCCCAGUCAUGGCUCUUGCACCUCAAGAAAAUGAACGUGUGCUCGAUAUGGCUUCCGCUCCUGGUGGAAAAACAACACAUAUUGCUGCAUUGAUGAAGAAUACGGGUUGCAUUUUCGCCAACGACAGCAACAAAUCUCGUGCCAAAGGUCUUAUCGGUAACAUCCAUCGUCUGGGUGCCAAGAAUGUGAUUGUGUGCAAUUAUGAUGCAAGAGAGUUCCCGAAGGUUAUUGGUGGUUUUGAUCGCGUCUUGCUAGAUGCACCAUGUUCUGGUACUGGAGUCAUCGCCAAGGAUGCUAGUGUGAAGACGAACAAAACUGAACGAGAUUUCCUCAUGCUUCCUCAUUUACAGAAACAGCUCCUCCUCUCAGCUAUUGAUUCAGUUGACCACGCAAGCAAGACUGGAGGUUAUGUUGUUUACUCCACAUGUAGUGUUACAGUCGAAGAGAAUGAGCAAGUUGUGCAGUAUGUGCUCAAUAAGAGACCAAACGUUAAGCUUGUGGAAACCGGUUUAGUAUUUGGGAAGGAGGGCUUCACAUCAUACAUGGGCAAAAACUUUGACAAGAACAUGAAGAUGACAAGGAGAUUUUACCCCCAUGCUUACAACGUUGAUGGUUUCUUCGUCUCUAAAUUCAAGAAGACGGGUCCAUCUCCAAAGAUUAUACCCGGCGAGAAGGAGGCCCAGAAGGAGUUGGAUGAGCUGGAUGUUGAUAAGACGCCUAUCAGAGAGACCGAGGAAGAGGAUGCAUUUGGAGGAUGGGAUGAGGGUGAAGACGAAGAUUAUAUGGUGAAGGCGAGGAAGAAUACCUUAAAACGAAAGGGUAUCGAUCCUAAGGCAGAUAAAGCCAAGGCGGAAAAUAGGGUAGAGAAGGCCAAGAAGGAAGAGACAAAGGGAGAUGAGACUGCGAAGGCCGCUCCCACGAAGGAGAGCAAGGUAGAGAAGGCCAAGAAGGAAGAGACAAAGGGAGAUGAGACUGCGAAGGCCGCUCCCACGAAGAAGGAGAGCAAGGAGAAGAAGAAGAAAGGAAGUAAAUCUAAAUAG
This is a messenger RNA of Sclerotinia borealis F-4128, 2130 nucleotides long. The record is from the annotation of a GenBank genome assembly. Lineage: Eukaryota; Fungi; Ascomycota; Leotiomycetes; Helotiales; Sclerotiniaceae.